Aspergillus saccharolyticus JOP 1030-1 is the source of this 1350-nucleotide messenger RNA. RefSeq names its product OSTA/TMEM184 family protein. Gene Ontology annotation, molecular function: transporter activity. NCBI's taxonomy places the organism in Eukaryota, Fungi, Ascomycota, Eurotiomycetes, Eurotiales, Aspergillaceae. The transcript is spliced from 6 exons. Bases 93 to 1121 code for a protein of 342 amino acids. Gene Ontology annotation, biological process: transport. The record is from RefSeq and is a predicted model, not a curated record.
UCCACCAUGACAGCAGCAGCAGCAGCCAUGCGAACCACACAUGUCCAGUACAGUCGCUCUCGGAAGAGGCCGCUCAGCCAUUCCUUCAUGACAUGUCAUUCCAUACCUUCAACAUGAUCCUGUCCGGAGCGUGCACAGCUUUUACGUGUCUAUCCAUCUUUGUAUUGAUGUCGAUGCAUGCAACGCAUCUCAGCAAGCCCAAGGAACAACUCAAAAUCAUGCGAAUCAGCACCCUCCUGCCCUUGUACUCCGUUUUCUCGUUUCUCUCGAUCUGCUUCCCAGAAAUAUACGUGUACUUGGAGCCAUGGCUCGACGUGUUCCAGUCCGCCGCCCUGGGAACAUUCUAUCUGCUGAUGCUGGAGCUCCUCGCACCGGCCACCUCCCGUCAAGACAUGUUCUUCGCAGCGUUGGCGAUCCCUCCGAGUGGAAGUGAGUCUGCGGCGGAUAGUCUCAGCUGGUACCGCAAAACCUGGAUCGCCAUUUUUCAGUACCCAGCCGUGGCGGUGAUAUUGUCCCUAGCCACCGACAUCACCCAGGCUGCAGGUGUCUACUGCCUGGAGAGCAGCAAGCCGUACUUUGCUCACCUCUGGAUCACCAUCUUCAUUAACCUGUCCCUCAUUUCCGCCGUGAUCGCCGUGCUCAAAUUCUACAAGAGCUUCAAGUCCCAAUUGAAAAGCCACCAACCCCUCGCAAAGCUACUAGCCUUCAAACUCAUCGUCGGCCUGUCGUUUCUCGAACGAAUCAUCUUCUUCGCCCUCAGAGCCACGGACGUUCUCAAACCCGAUGACCAGCUCACCUACGCGGACGUCAACAUCGGCAUCCCCACCAUGGUCAUCUGCCUCCAGAUGGUGCCCUUCGCCCUCUUCUUCCACUACGCGUACUCGGUCCGGCCGUACAUCAUCCGCCGGACAUUGCCGGCCAUGGAGGCGAGCGUGAACCCGGCGUAUUCCGCGGUGUCGGAUGAGCGGCGGUACCAGGGUGGACCCCUGGGUGUACGCGCGUGGCUGGCGAUGCUGGAUCUCAGGGAGAUUGCGGGGGCGAUUCGCUUUGCGUUCACGAUGGUCUUUGCGGGGAAAAGCGUGGGGCGGGGAGAGGAGCUGAAUAAGUUGGGGUCGAGAUAGAUUUUGGUGCUGGUGGGAUUGUCAUUUCGUUUAGACUUCUUUUGCUUUGGUUCUGUGUUCACAUCACGACUUUGUUAAUCUGGCUUGAGACUACUUGGUGGUUGGUUUGGUAUGUGCACUUCGAUGAUAGAGGUGUUAAUGACUCAGAUUUGAGUUAUGCAGACAGGCUUCGCGAGUGAGACGAAGAUGAUUAGCUUUGCGAGGGGUUGGUGGUUUUAAUGAAUCAAGC